AUGGCCGAUAUCAGUGCGAAUUUGAUGGCGGCUCCUCCCGAUGCACCACUCGACGCCCCAGUCGUCUCCGUCACUCCAGCCUUUCGCCGCAAUGGCAAGCUGUUCAGUUGCGAACCAUGUCGACGCGGCAAGCUGCGAUGUGACCACAACAGUCCCGUAUGUGGCAGGUGUGCGCGCAGAAACAAACCGGAUCAAUGCAUCUAUCACCCUGCUCCUCUCACCAAGCCACGUACUGCUCCCAACAAUGGUCCUGGUCCCGAACGAACUGCUCCUCAUAGGCCAUCUCAUGUAGCUCCAUAUCAACCAUUGCCGCUCGAGAGACAUCAGAGUGGGCUUGCAAGUCCUCCAUGCAGCACCGGUACUCAGCAAGGGCAAGUGCAAGACUACGCCGCGUUUCGACCAGUCAACAAUACCUCCCUCGGCCAAGCAUCAGUCAUACAGUCGCCUGCGCCAGCACAUCCAUCAAUGGCUCAGACUCCUUUGGACGAGAGGACAAGGGCUUCUUCAACUGCUUCUUACACCACUCCGGACAGUGCAAUGUCUUUCCGCGACAGCAGGACUGGUUUCCUUGGUGCUACGAGCUACUCUGCUGUAUACACAGAAAACCCGACCAUUUUGGAAGCGCCAGACAUUGAGAAUGCCCCUGAUCUACCAGCGAUAUCCUCUGACCGGAUUCAACAAGGUGCAGAAGUUCUGUCAAUGCUCCGAGACAUCCCCGUAUAUCGCAAGUUCACGCAACGAUGGUUCGAUCUUUGUGACGGCAUUGUCGUGAUUCAGCCUGUAUUCCGUAUCUGGAUCGACGAGCUCUGGGAUGAGUUUGGCCAGAUUCUUUCGGAGGGCAAAGCAGACCAGUUGCGCAGCCUUUCAGAUCUUGUGUGGCGGAACACCCGCAGGCCGAUGAAAGUCCACGGCAACAUGACAGCACGGGAAUGGGCCAAGGCUGCCUCAGGUCGCAAUCUUCGAUGGGAGGUUGUUGGGCUAGUAUUGUCGCUGGUCGGACUUGUGGCUGUCAACCUGAGCAACUGGGACACCAUCUUCGAUUCGAUUCGCGAGCGCUUCGUGGACAGAGCCACCUUUGCAGAGAGGAUGCGGAAAGCUUCAGAGUUCUGCUUGUGCUUCUGCUAUGAGAGUGAAGUUCUCAACGACAUAUAUCUCUGCUUCAUGUUUGAGGACUUGGUCCUUGUGGAAAGCUUGAAGGGCGAAGCGCAUUACGCAGCAUGGCAGCGAUGCGGCGAAGUAUGCGAUGCCAUUGUUGCCCUGGGUCUACAUCAAGGGAAUCGUCCUUCAGCCGAUACGCCGUUCUUCCUCGCUGAACUCCGCAAGAAGAUCUUCGUCUCUGCGUAUGGUCAUGACAAAGUUGUUGCGACUUUCUUGGGCAGGCCACCUCGACUAUCCCAUCGGUACUGCAAGAUGGAGUACCCACUCGACCUAUCAGACGACCAAAUAUUCUCAGAAGGUGCCGAACUAGAAGCAGCUCUAGCAACGUUGGACGCCAACGGAUGGAACACCGGUGGUUACCUGAAUCGCACGACUUGGCUUCGAGUGUGGUUUCAACAUUGCCGCAUCAGGGAAGAUAUUCUCGAGAUUGCGUUGGGCUCCAGCGAAGAAGACAUCACAGAGCAGGCCGAGCAGAUUCGCAUGAAGAUGGAUCGCCUGCAUCAGUCGUUCCCGGACUUCAUGAGAGUGAGCCCAGAACAAAUGCUCCAAGGCAGUGAAGCAAACCUAGGUGCGGCCUUCCAGAUGGGCAAGAACGACAAGACGGUGCGGCAGGUCAACGCCAUCUUUGUCGUUUGCAUACACACGGGCAUCAUCCACACCGAAUUUCUGUUGCAAAGAGCAAUGGUCAAUCGUCUUCGAGCGGACACGAAGCAGCUUAUUCCGAUUUCUAGGCGGAUGCUCAAGCUUGUGCUCUUGGCGCAGUCUAGGCGAGACUUCUUCAGAGAUUUUCAGGGAGAUCUUAUUUAUUUGCUCGCCCUUCACGGCCUACCUGCAGCCGGCGUGCUCGCCGUGGAAAUGCUGAAACAAGAGCAGACAAAGCAGUACACACCUGAGAUCCUGCCGCGAUCGGAGACAGUUCAAGAUCUGAGUGUCUUCAUUUCAGCCCUUGGCGCGGUCGGCCCUGGGGAAGGGAACUUCUCCAUCUGCGACCAAGGACGAAGAGCGUUGAAACGAGUGCUAGAUCAGAUCCUCUCGCCCAACCCACCACCCCCAGCAUCAGCAUCGGGCGAGCCUCCGAUAUACGAUGACUCGUCACUUUACUUCCCCAUUGGCAAUGACGCGGACUUCUUGCAGUGGUUGGAGAAUGUGGAGUGGGAUAAGAAUAACUGGAUCGAUCCGCCGGCGCCUUCACAGCAGGGCGAACCUUCGGCACCUUGA
Molecule: messenger RNA, 2376 nt
Organism: Zasmidium cellare ATCC 36951
Lineage: Eukaryota; Fungi; Ascomycota; Dothideomycetes; Mycosphaerellales; Mycosphaerellaceae
Exons: 3
Coding region: 1-2376 (791 amino acids)
Biological process (GO): DNA-templated transcription; regulation of DNA-templated transcription
Cellular component (GO): nucleus
Molecular function (GO): DNA binding; DNA-binding transcription factor activity, RNA polymerase II-specific; zinc ion binding
Source: RefSeq, a predicted model, not a curated record